This is a messenger RNA of Clupea harengus (Atlantic herring), 2316 nucleotides long. RefSeq names its product SH3 and cysteine-rich domain-containing protein 3. The record is from RefSeq and is a predicted model, not a curated record. Gene Ontology annotation, molecular function: protein binding. Lineage: Eukaryota; Metazoa; Chordata; Actinopteri; Clupeiformes; Clupeidae. Gene Ontology annotation, biological process: positive regulation of protein localization to plasma membrane; skeletal muscle contraction; positive regulation of voltage-gated calcium channel activity.
GGUCCUGGGUUGAGUCCAGCUGUCCCGUUCACUCUUGGACAAACAUGCACGCGCUUCCGUAGGCACACACACACACACGGGCACACAUGCACAAGGACGCGCAAGUUCAGGGGUGGGGCGCAUAGCUUGCUUGAGCUCCCACCUGUUAAAGAAGCCCCUUUUUGGAAAGUCCUCUACGCUUGGGACCAAACAAAAGCACUGCAUAUGUUGCACUGUGUCCAUGGCUAUUUGACUCUGAGAGAGACUCACAGGCUGACCACUGACUUUCUGAAGAGCAGGACUCAAACACUUACGAUCAGCAUCUCUGUUCUCUGGGUGUGCGUAUCUCUACAGCCCUACAGCGCCCUCCACUGUUCCUGUUAGGCACUGCAGCUGCGGCGUGCCCAAUAUUCUAACGCAAUGGCCCAAUAUGAUCAACUGGAUGAUAAGGACUCUUUGGAUUUCCAUGACAACCCACCAGCCCCGGACAAUAUGAUGCAUGAGGAAGACAACACGCUUUACUUCGUCUAUGACGAAGAGGUCGAGGAGGAGGAGAAGGAAGAGCCUCCUCCUCCUGAGCCGGUGAAGCAAGUGAACGAAAAACCGCACAAGUUUAAGGACCACUACUGCAAGAAGCCAAAGUUCUGUGAUGUCUGUGCACGCAUGAUAGUCCUCAAUAACAAGUUUGCCCUGAGAUGCAAGAACUGCAAGACAAACAUCCAUCAUCAGUGCCAGUCCUACGUGGAGUUUCAGAAAUGCUUCGGCAAAAUUCCUCCUGGUUUCAGACGAGCGUACAGCUCUCCCCUCUACAGCAGUCAACAGAAUGCCACCGUCAGCCAGCUGCUCCCAUUCUCUCAGUCCAACCGCAGUGACCCCGUCUUUGAGACACUACGUGUGGGAGUCAUCAUGGCCAACAAGGAGCGCAAGAAGAACGAAGGGGACAAGCAUAAGAUGAUGAUGAUGAUGAUGGAGGAGGAAGACUCCCAGCCUAAAGAAGAUGAGGUCAGAGAGGGAGCAAAUCAAGAGGGGGACAAGAAAGGGGACAAAGCUGCAGCAGAUGACAAGAAUAAGAAGCCCCAGCCUGGCAAACUGGGUGUGUUUACCCAGUCUCAUUCCUACCUUGCCCUGUACCGCUUCAAAGCCGUGGAAAAAGAUGACUUGGACCUGCAUCCUGGGGACCGAAUCACUGUGAUUGAUGACUCCAAUGAGGAGUGGUGGAGAGGUAAGAUCGGAGAGAGGUCAGGCUUCCUGCCAGCCAACUACAUCAUCCGUGUGCGCUCAGGAGAGAGGGUGUUCAAAGUCACCCGCUCGUUCGUGGGCAACCGAGAGAUGGGGCAGAUCACGCUCAAGAAAGACCAGAUUGUGGUGAAGAAGGGAGAGGAGGUGAACGGCUAUCUGAAAGUCAGCACUGGACGCAAGCUGGGCUUCUUCCCCUCCAACCUGCUGCAGGAGAUCUGAGCUGGCCUCACAGAUACCAUACUAAAGCCAAAAGCAACAUGGUAUAUAUUUGAACUCAAACUAGAAAAAAGACCACAUUGAAAAUCAUAGCAGUGGAUUAUAUAUAUAUAUAUAUAUAUAUUUAUACACCACAUUCUUUUUUGUGACUGUUUGAAACGCGUUAUAAAAAGGCAAAAGGUGGCUUGGCUGGAGGACUUCUUUUUUCCAGCUAAAUCUUUUUUUAAAAGUGUUCUCCACCUGACACUAAAUGAGAUCAUCUACCACUCAGCGGAGCAGAGCUAAUCAACCAUGAUCAUUUUCAGUGGCCAUAUUGCUACAAUAGAGACCUCUGGUCAGUGAGACAUCCUCUGGCUUCCCCUGAUUGGUUCAGGGCACCAGAAAUAGCUGCAAUCACAUUUGUGACGCAGAAAGGGACCACUGAGCAGUAAUGAGCCAACUGUCACUUUCCUAAGCCUAUGCAUCCAAUGACCCAAAACCACAGGCCUGCAUCGCUGCCAAAAUUAGAACCGUCAUUAGCCAAAGAAACUACUUACUCCAGUGGGGUCGUGGUUCAUGGCAUUCCACUCUCUCUCUAUCUCGCUCUCUAUCUCGCUCUCGCUCUCUCUCUCUCUCUCUCUCUCUCUCUCUCUCUCGCUCUCUUUCUCUCUCUCACACACACACACACACACACACACACACACACACACACACACACACACACACAAACAAACACCACCCAUCUGCUGAUCCAUUAGAUACCUAAGUUAGUAUGGAAAUGUGAUGUCUGUAAGGAUCACGGUAGGCUGUUUUUUUAAGCUAAUUUGGAACUAUAUCAAUAACCAUGUUACAAAGACAUCUGUAAUGUCCCCUCCUGGUAUUAAAAACUAUUUUUCUCCCUUU